Messenger RNA from Chenopodium quinoa (quinoa), 609 nucleotides. Its product is annotated as protein FAR1-RELATED SEQUENCE 5-like. The transcript is spliced from 2 exons. The coding region runs from base 1 to 609 and encodes 202 amino acids. Lineage: Eukaryota; Viridiplantae; Streptophyta; Magnoliopsida; Caryophyllales; Amaranthaceae. The record is from RefSeq and is a predicted model, not a curated record.
AUGAAUGCAGCAGAUAAUGUAAUUAUAGAAGAGAACACCAAUCAAGGAAGAGAUGAUGAAGAAAGAGAUGAAGAUGCUAGCAAAUAUAAUAGAAAGAGAAAAGAAAGGGAAGUAAAUGAGACAAGAACUGGAUGCAAAGCUCAUAUUCGUUUUAAGAAAAAUGCAGAAAGUAGAUUUGCUGUUCUUACACAUGAGUUGGAACAUAAUCAUGAACUGGUAAUAACAGUUCAACGACAUCAUCUAAGAUCAAAAAGGCAAAUAUCAGCUCCAAUGGGUGAGCUAAUUGAGAGCAUGAUUGAGAGUGGCAUUAAACCAAUGGAUGCUUAUAAUUAUAUAAGCAAUGAAGCUGGAGGAGAAGAAUGUGUAGGUCAUACUAAGAGAGAUCACCUGAACUAUGUAUCAAGGGUGAAAAUGAGUAUGGUUGAAGGUGGAGACAUGCAGAAUGUAUUAGACACCCUUCAAGAAAGAGCGGAUCAAGAUCUUUCAUUCUUUUAUAGACUGAAAUUUGGAGAAGAAGAUAAUGUUGUGAGCUAUUUUUGGCGUGACUCUCAAAUACUUGAAGAUUUCAAAGCUUAUGGUGAUGUUUUAAUCUUCGGUACAACAUACUAA